CUUUCUGAUGUUGCACGACGGGAAAUGCUUUGAAUACUUGCGACAUGGCUGCGCGCAUUGAUUGCCAAGAUUGACAGCAGCUCUACCCAUCGUCUUCUCCUGUUUGAGUGAGAGAGAGGGAGAUAAAGAACAGAUAGGCGAACAACAAAAGCUACUUGUAGUUUUGGACAGCUGAACUUCAUAGUACACGGGAUCCCCUCAUAUGGCCCCGUGUGAGCACACUUAAGUUUUCGCUCAACAGAUAGCUCAGUGAUCAUUUUCUACAAAGUGUAGCGUUUAGUAUAGUGUUUACGCACGGGAAAGGACGAAUACACAACUUCUCCACGACUCAGAUCAUCAAGGACUUAUCUGCGGGUGGAUCUUGAGCUUUUUGCAAGCCUGAGAAAGGCAUCAUUUCCAACCUGGACUCAGCAUAAGAUAUAGACUCGCUGACGCUGAGUUUUUACAUGAAUUCAAAAUAAACCGACCAGUGAUCGCUGAAAGCUGGGGAUUGAGUCUUUCAGUUCUUAACCCCAAACGCUGACAUGGAGGGCUUUCUUCGUAGCAGCUUUUUACUGAGCAGAGUUAUGUCUUCCAAGCAAGCCACGUCUCCUUUCGCCUCUGUGGUUGAUGGGGAUGAUGCCAUGAGUCAGGAGCACUUGUCUUGGGAGAAAGAGGAGAGUGCCGAGGCCCAUGGCACACCACAGCUGCCCCUGCACAGCCUGCUCCAUGGAAAAGCCCAUCCUGAUGAAAUGCAGCCGCUCAGCAGCAUGCCUCCAGAGAGCGAUUGGGACAGUCUGGUUUCAGCCCAACAACGCAUGGAAUCUGACAGCAAUAAAGUAUGUUCCCUGUACUCCUUCCGGAACAAUUCCACUUCCCCACACAAGCCGGAGGAGGGGGCCCGGGAGCGAAGCGACCUGCUGAGUGGAUCAGCAUUUGGAACUCCGGAGCGCCGCAAAGGAAGCCUGGCAGACGUAGUUGACACGCUGAAGCAGAAAAAAAUGGAGGAGAUGACAAAGACAGAACAAGACGAUUCCUCAUGCAUGGAGAAACUUCUUUCUAAAGAGUGGAAAGAGAAGAUGGAGAGGCUCAACACCAGUGAACUGCUGGCAGAAGUAAAAGGAACUCCAGAGAGCCUGGCAGAAAAGGAACACCAGCUCUCUACAAUGAUCACCCAGCUGAUCAGCCUGCGAGAGCAGCUCCUGGCUGCCCACGACGAACAGAAGAAGCUUGCCGCCUCACAGAUGGAGAAACAAAGGCAGCAAAUGGAGUUAGCUCGUCAGCAGCAGGAGCAGAUUGCAAGACAACAGCAGCAGCUUCUGCAGCAGCAGCACAAAAUCAACCUCCUCCAGCAACAGAUCCAGCAGGUCCAGGGUCACAUGCCUCCGCUCAUGAUCCCCAUUUUUCCACACGACCAACGCACUCUGGCAGCAGCAGCCGCCGCCCAGCAAGGAUUUCUCUUCCCUCCGGGAAUGUCUUAUAAGCCAGGUGAUAACUACCCGGUGCAGUUCAUUCCAUCCACAAUGGCAGCUGCAGCCGCGUCAGGACUCAGCCCCCUCCAGCUUCAGCAACUGUAUGCUGCCCAGCUUGCCAGCAUGCAGGUCUCUCCCGGAGCCAAGUUGCCUCCACUCCCCCAGUCCCUCAAUGUGAGUGGGCCCAUUUCUCCCUCUUCUCUGAAGAAUGACAAGAGUUCCUGCAGCCCCAUCACUCCCAUCAAGGAGGAGGGAACACAGCCGCUCAACCUGUCUGCUCGGCCAAAGAUGACAGACUUUGUGAAAUCCCCCACAUCACCAACACACAACCUGUUCCUCGGCAGUAAAGGCAGCCCCAACAGUCUUCUCGGCAAGGGUGGCAUUCCCAGCCCACUCGGAGGAGGCCUGGGCCGGGGAUCUUCUCUUGAUAUUCUGUCCAGCCUAAACUCCACCGCGCUGUUCGGGGACCAGGACACAGUGAUGAAGGCCAUACAGGAGGCUCGGAAAAUGAGGGAGCAGAUCCAGAGGGAACAGCUGCAGCAUCACCAGCAGGGCAUGGAGGCAAAACUGUCCGCACUCAACUCUGUGGGCCUCAACAACUGCAGAUCUGACAAGGAGAGGGCGCAUUAUGAGAGCAUCGGGCACCACCUCGGCAAGCUGGGUGAGGAAGGGAAGAUCGGCCACAGAGUUAUUGACCUCACCAGGCCAGAAGAUCUCGAUGGAGGUGCUGGAUCUACUGAGGCACGAGUCUUCAGAGAAGCUCGAGGAAGGAACAACAACGAGCCCCACAUUAAAAGGCCAAUGAAUGCGUUCAUGGUGUGGGCCAAGGAUGAGCGGCGCAAGAUCCUCCAGGCCUUCCCCGACAUGCACAACUCCAACAUAAGCAAGAUUUUGGGUUCCCGAUGGAAGUCCAUGACUAACCAGGAUAAGCAGCCAUACUAUGAAGAGCAGGCCCGUCUGAGUAAGCAACACCUAGAGAAGUACCCAAACUACAAGUACAAGCCACGGCCUAAGAGGACCUGCAUCAUCGAUGGAAAAAAACUCCGCAUUGGAGAGUACAAGCAGAUGAUGCGUUCACGGCGACAAGAGAUGAGACAGUUCUUUACUGUGGGACAACCACCGCAGAUUCCCAUCACCACCACAGCCAGUAUGGUCUAUCCAGGGGCCAUCACCAUGGCGACAACCACACCCUCACCUCAGAUGACAUCAGAGUGCUCGAGUGCCUCGGCAAGUCCCGAGCCAUCCAUUCCUGUCAUUCAGAGCACCUACAACAUGAAGCUAGAGCCCAACCCCAUGGUGAAUAACACUGUGCCAGUCAAUGGCGUGGAAGAGAUGGACAUGUAUGAGGAUUUUGAGGAUGAGCCCAAAUCAGACUAUAGCAGUGAAAAUGACACACAGGAGCAAGUCAGCGCCAACUGAGACCUCUUCAAUGGAAGAGGACCCAUGCAGACCCAACACUCAAACAGGAGGAUGCUCGAGGGUUGGUUUGAUCUGAGGGAGCGAAAGAGCAAAACAAAACUACACCACAAAGGUUAAAAAAAUAAAAAAAUAACAGUGUAUCAUUUAUGAGCCAGCAUGCAGAUGUGGCUUCAUCCGAAUCAAAAGCUAUUUGGUCUUAAGUGUUUCUUCAAGUGUGUGAAGCAGUUUGGUUGUGUUCAUUUCGAUUUUUGUUUUUUAUCUCAUUGUUUAUUUUUCAUUGUGAACAUGGACAUUUACACAAUUAGGUCAUUGCCUACAACAAAAGAUUGAACUUGAAAUUGAACAUUUCAUAUGAACCUAUAAUUCUUACAGUCAUAUACGUAUUUUGAUUUUGAAAUAUUGCAUAACUGUUCAAGAUGGGGAUAAUAUUCUCACUCAGGUAUAGUGUGCCAGCCAACAGCUUGUGAAUGUUUUUAAUCAAUAAUUAAUUAUUACCAGUACAAAAUAUCUCAAAAUUCAGAUGUGUGAGUGAUUCCAACAUAUUACAGAGGGAAAUGACAUUUUAUUAAUAUUAUUUUAAUUAUUAUUUGCGUUUUUGUUGUUAUUGUUAUUACACAAACUACAUUAUUUAGUGCAGAAGUGCCAAACAUUUUAAGUUUUAAAAUCUGUAAAGUCUUUUGGGAGAGGCUUGGUGAUUUUUGGACAAUCUCUUGAUCUCUUAAUACAGCUUCAUUAUCCAGUCUUUCUUUAAUUUACCCUAACAGAAUACACAAAUGAAACUCAGGAACUUGGAGGCAGCAGGCUCUGCGGGAGGUUACACUAUGCGACAUCUUUGGGUGGUAGCUUUUGAUGCUAGCCUGUUCUCCAGGGAGCCCAAUGCAGUGAUCAUCAAUGAACGCGGCCAGUCCUGUCAUUUCCCUUAUCCCAGUCUACACAGAGCACAGUGGCGUCCUUAACUCAUAUCCAGCUCUGCAACCCAGUCUGAUUCACCAAGUUCUUAAUCAGAGUGAUUGUAAUCAGGCCAGAAUGCUAAAGGGCCAGAGGCCUCCAAUCUGUGGGAUUGGAAAAGCAGGGAAAGGCAGCUUUGGGGGCAUUACAAUCUCAAAUUGAUGUUGUACAAUGUGUAGCUACAGUACAUUCUGUUAAAAUGCUUUAGCCCCAUUUGGACGGCAAGUUUAAAGUCUUACGUCUUAGAACUUCUUUUUUUUCAAUCGUAAUUCUUUUUAAACAUUGUAAAUCUUAAAUUGACACUAAGAAGUCUUAAAUCUGAGCACGGUCACAGGGUUGAUGCAAUGAGUUGAUUACUGCCAGAGUCUUAAGAGGAGGGACAGCCUGUGAGGAUAUUUAGAAACUUGAAAGAAAUACUAAAAUCAUAUGUUCGUUGCCUCAUCAUAUUCACAGAGCAGGGGUACUUUAAAACACUUUUUAUUUUGCAUAGUGCACUUAUACACAUCUUAUUCUGUCAACCUUUAGCCUUAUGUUGGAUUUCUUGAAUACUCUUAUCAGCUUAUCAGCACUUAACUAUUGCAUUUAAAACAGGAUAACAUGCAAUGACUCAGAUACGAGGGCCACAAGCAAAGUCUCUUUCCUAAUUUCAGCCAAAAAGCUGACAAGUGGUGACCUUCUGGAGACUGCAGCUAGAUAAAGCAAGGCCUUGAUGUUGAGAUUCAGAUCCUCUUUACAGGGCAGAAGGUCUAAGUGGCUCCCCUCCCUGCCAUGCCCUGCUCUGACCCCUGCCCAUGGCAACCCCAGCGCCCAGGGGGCGCCAUCUGGCCCAGAGAAGGAAAAAACAACAGGGAGGAAAGGGAAACAAUAUAGAUGUGGUGUGUGUCCCUCAUUGUGCUUUCCAUCAAAGUGCUGGUAGUAAGGCCUCAACAGGGCUCCCACCCCAGCCCAAUCUCCAGGCACUGGCGAGCAGAUGGAACAAGUACAUCAAGCUGUGGGGGAUUAUUAAAAUGACUGACGACUGGGUAUCAUCUGAAAUACAGCAUUAUUAAUGCAUGAGUCCAGCUAUUCCCCUCCCUUGCCCUUGAACCUGUCCAUUUCAGAAAGAGAACAGAGCUUUUUGAAGGAUCUGAAUAGCUGGUCACUGUUUUAAACUGGUCAACAUCCCCACUGCUGGUCACUGCAUUUUUUCUCCUAGCUCUAAUUGGUACAGAUGGCUUUCAUCUCUUCUGAACUCUUUAAAGCUGUUUACCCCUUCAUUCAUAAUUCCCGUUUUUCUUCAUCACCUUUUUUCUCCAUUGUUCUCAUUCUGAGGUACAAACUAUUUAAAAGUCUCCUACAAACAAACCCACGUGGAUUUCCCUCCUGAGUCAACCUGUUCGGUAUUUUGAAGCUGUUUGCUCCUGAUUGCUGGUGGUUGGAUGGAUUUGUAUGUGAUUGUAAAUAUUUUUAUGACCAUGCCACACUGCUUUAGUUGGCUGGAAGUUAAAAAGGACUCUUCACGGAACUGAAACUUGACUGUGCUUAUAUAGCAAGAAAAAUACAAAAAAAGGAAGAAAAAAAUUACAAGAACUCAUGUGGAGACAAUGUUUCAUAAGUGUUAUAAGCACUGGAUAUAAAUUGUAUUUUUAUCAAUGCUGAUUAAUGUGAAGCUGUUUGAGGAAAAUCACCAUGAACAAACAUAAUUCCCCAGUUGGACUCAAGUGGGUUUACUCUCACAGUUGCCAGAUUUGAGUCAUUUUUUGUCUACUUAUGUUGUUUAUUUAUGCAAAGACUCAUGUGAUGAAUGAACACUUUGUUUAAGCUUCAGGGCUGCCUAGGGGAGAGACUCAGCACAAGAAAGUGAGCAGAAUUCAACAGCAAGCUCGGUUAGCUGUCAAACACCAGACUUCAGUGCAUUGUAUAUUGUAUUUGAAACUGUAGAGUAUCAACAUAUUGUAUUUAUUAUUAGCCACUGUUGGCUCUAAAUUUGUCAGUAAAACAACAACAUGGACAAUCAGAGAAAAAAACAAACAUGUUUGAUGAAUUGGAGCUAUAAACAGGUUUUCAGUGAAUCCACCAUCUCAUUUAGAUUUUAUUGUAAAUAUAACAUAGAAAAUAUAUUUUUGUUCAUUAGUGAAGUAUACGUUGUGUAUUUGGCUGUUAUUUUAUUUACUUUCUUUUAUUUGUGUACGUGGUUUCAUGUUUUUAAAACCUGACAAGUCACAGUACCUCAUGUAGAUGCUGAUUUUUUUUUCCUGCUUAUUGAAAGACAGCAGUAUUGGACCUGAGACAGAGAGAAGCACCUCACUUGCUUAUGUUUUGAUAAUCUUCCCUGGACUGUUAAAAAAAAAGCAAUCAGAAUAACGCUACACUCAUUAGACCUGUUGACAUAAAGGAGUCAUUAGAAAUAAGGUACUCAUUUGAACAACAAGCUCUUGAUGUACAAGAAGUAUUCAAUUAUUUGUGUCCAAUAAUGAUACAAUCUAAAUGAUAUGCUGUAUAUCCUCACAUGUGUUUUGUGUGUAUUACAGCACUCAUAGGUGUGGGUGGUUUCUUACGAGGAACUGUUUUCAGCCAAAAUAAUCUGCAUGCAUUUGGCUUGAAUUGACAUCAGCAGAAUAAACAAGGUGUUUUUUUUUUCUUGAAAAAUGGUUUCAAACAAAAGUGAUGUUUUUAAUUUUAUGUUUUUGAGAAGGUGGGAGCGUGCAAAUAUUUAUUUGUUUUAAUGUGGCAAAAUGCACCAACAUUGUGCAUCCUUCUUAGUUAAUUCUCUCCUUGUCAUAUUUUUGUAUGUUUUUAAUGGACAUGCUCAUACCCAUCCAGCCAUCUGAAAAUGUAGCCCUCACAAUUGUUUUCUCUAAAUCCACUUGCAAUGGUUUGAUCAAAAGAACUGAAGACAAAAGCUCAUAUGCUGUUUCAACAUUACUUACUGUAAUUCAUUUUGUUUUCUGUAUGGACUUUGUGAUGUAUAUGGUGGGAAUGUUUUCUGUGUUAAUUUAAUCAGCACAAUUCACUGACAUGCUGGACUGACAUGCUAGCUGCUGUUCAGAAGUGUAAAACUGUUGUUUCGGAGCAACGUUUAUAGUUGUCUUUGGUACUUUGCUUUUUAGAGUUGUCUCUCAAGCAACACUGUGUGUGGCUCUUCUAUCACUGGAGCCGUUGUUGAAAUUGCUGGCAGCCUGAUACAAUUUUCUGCGUAGAAUCUUUAUCGUUUUGUUUUUUUCUGGCAGGUACCUAGGCCCAUGGCAAGUAUUGUUUGGGUGUUAUUAGAGAAAAUGAAAUACAUAGUGUCUGUUGCUGCUUUAAAAAAAGUUUAUGUCUGAAUAUGUAAAUAGUUUAUCAUAAUAUCUUGUACAGUCCAAUGUAAAGUUUUUAAUUCAACUUGUUGCCAUCACAUUUGUGUUCACAUUCUUCUUUAUACAGUACAAAAGAUUGAUUAUUUGCUAGGGGUAUUAUUGCUUAAAAAGAAAAAAAAAUGAAGAUGUUAUUACAUUUUUUUUUGUUUGUUUUGUUUUGCUUGGCUUCAAAGUGUACACCAGCAAGUCUUUGGUUUCCAUGUGCAGUAUUGACGUGAGGUAAAGGUGAAUCAUUUUACAGUGGUGUGUGUGGAGAACAGUCUCCUCGGCUUUGGUAGUAUUAAUUCACUAUAUUGAAUAAAAACAAACCAAUGAGGGACACAUUUGGGUGCAUCUAGGCACAUAGAAAUGUGUAUUCUGUAUAUGAAGAAAUUAUCCCCGCAGGAUCAAUUCAGGCAUAUUAUAAUGUAACACCAUUUUCUGUAUGUAAAAAAUCAACAGUGGGAUGAAUAACUGCCUGUUUAAGCUCAUUUACCUCAAGAAUUUCCUCCUUUUCUGUAAGAGACAGAAAUUGUGUUACAGAAAACCUUCUCCCAUCACUCCAUCUUUUGUACUGCUGUUGACACUUACGAAUUAAAGAGACAUUUUGUUUUAA
Messenger RNA from Eleginops maclovinus (Patagonian blennie), 7748 nucleotides. RefSeq names its product SRY-box transcription factor 6 (gene sox6). The transcript is spliced from 18 exons. The coding region runs from base 525 to 2870 and encodes 781 amino acids. NCBI's taxonomy places the organism in Eukaryota, Metazoa, Chordata, Actinopteri, Perciformes, Eleginopidae. The record is from RefSeq and is a predicted model, not a curated record. Gene Ontology annotation, cellular component: nucleus. Gene Ontology annotation, biological process: regulation of transcription by RNA polymerase II; cell fate commitment; central nervous system development. Gene Ontology annotation, molecular function: DNA-binding transcription factor activity, RNA polymerase II-specific; RNA polymerase II cis-regulatory region sequence-specific DNA binding.